AAUUUUUUCAUUUUCAGAAUGGUUGCUGAUGGUAAGAGGAAACGGCAGUUUCAUUCAAGAACAAAUGCACUAGAAGUAUUGGAUGGUAUUGACCUUUCUGGUAAAACAUUUGCAAUUACUGGAACAACAUCUGGGAUCGGAGUUGAGACUGCUAAAGCAUUGAUUUUAAAAGGAGCUCACGUUGUAAUGAUAAACAGGAAUUAUACAGCAUCUGAAGCAUCGAAGAAAUCUCUCCUAAUUGAAACUCCAAAUGCUCAAAUUGAUAUUGUUCAAUGUGAUUUGAAUUCACUAUCAUCUGUGAAGAAGGCAGCAGAUGAAUACUUAGAACAGAAAUGGCCACUCCAUGGAUUAAUUUUGAAUGCUGGAGUUUUUGGUCCAAGUGAAAAAACAACAUCCGAUGGAUUUGAAGCUCAUUUUGGAAUCAAUCAUCUUGCUCAUUUUAUUUUAAUUAAGGAGCUUCUGCCAGUUCUUCGAGAAUCAGCACCAUCAAGAAUUGUAAUAGUUACAUCAAUGCUCAGCAAGCAUACAUGCGUCAAACCUGAUUCCAGAAUUGUGGAAAAGCUUGACACACUUUGUCCAAAAGAAGCAACUCAAUGGUAUUUCCGCCUGUAUGCAAAAUCAAAAAUGUGUAACAUUCUAACCGCAUUCAAAUUGCAUCGAGAUGAAUUUAAAAAUAGAAUAAGUGUUUAUGCAGUUCAUCCAGGAUCUGGAGUUCGCACAGAUCUUCAUAGAGAUUUUGGUUUAUGGAGCAUUGCUGACUUUCUAUCAAUCCCAUUUACAAAGAAUGCAAGCCAGGGAGCAGCAACAAGUCUUUAUUGUGCAGUACAUCCUGAAGUGAAAGAACUGUCCGGAAAGUAUUGGGAAUCGUGUUGGGAUGAUGAAAAGAAUUUGGACAAAAAAGUUUCAAGAGACGAAGAACUUCAAGAAGCUUUAUGGGAACAUUCAGAAAAACUUAUCAUGAAGUAUUUGGACUCAUAAAGUUAGAUUUUAAUUAUCGAUAACUUUUCUUGAAACAUUGCUCAAAAUAAAAUUUUAUUUAUUUUUUCGCCUUUUAGAGAAAAAGAGGAGAUAUUUACAACUUUAAACUCUUCAUAUUUCUCUAAGCUAAUUUUUUUUAAACUUGAGGUAAUAUUUUAAAUACGAGUCUCGCUAUAAUAAUAAAAAUUCAGCCAAUUGAAA
Caenorhabditis elegans is the source of this 1179-nucleotide messenger RNA. RefSeq names its product DeHydrogenases, Short chain (gene E04F6.15). The coding region runs from base 19 to 978 and encodes 319 amino acids. The transcript has 4 exons. Lineage: Eukaryota; Metazoa; Nematoda; Chromadorea; Rhabditida; Rhabditidae. The record is from RefSeq and is marked reviewed.